AGGCCGCCACCUUCCCGGCCGAAGAUCAGGAGUCCAAGCUGGCCGAGACAUUCAACCAGGUGUACUGCUAUGCCGAGGGCUACUAUUACUGCAACAACGCCACGGCGCAGGAGGCGUACACGACCUUCUUCCCGAACGCCUCGACCACGCUGGUGGACCUGCUGCCCAACACUUCCGGUGUUGUGUCCGUCUGCAACGAGCUGCAAAGCUCGGCAAUCUGGGUGGACGGACUGUCGACGGUGUGCGACGCCUGCAACAUGUCGACCACGUACGCCAAGUACGACAAGAUCCUGACCUGGGCCAACGACAAGUGUCCGCGCAACGACGUGACCGGCACUUGGUGCGCCUCGUUCCUCUCGACGGGCACGGCUGGAGAGAUCUACAACGGCUCGCCCUACGGCCACUGCCGCACCAUUUUCCUGGACGUGGCCAUCGACUGGAGCGGCACCGUCGCGACUGCUGGACUGCUUGUGGCCAUUGCCGCUGCUGCUAUCGUGGCAAUGGCGUGUUUCGCGCGUCGCUCGAAGAGCUAUUCCAACGAAGAGAGGGAACGUUUGACGAAGGCUUAAGCAGAACACAACUCGCCAUUGUUGAAAGUAAUGUACUAAAACGCGUUGCAGCGCUUCGUGUGAAUAUGAAACUGCAGUUUGCAAUGAGCAUUCCCGAGAUCAUCUAUCGUUUACAAUUGCUUGGCUCUUAUAUUGAUCUCAGAGUAUCAACGCAUUGUUUCUAACCGUAACGUAGUGGCGGUGGCAGCGGGCGCUUCACUUGUCCAGAAGCAACACUUGUCAGCAGGUCAAGAUGUCCUCUUCACCACCUUCACAUCAAAUUUCAUCUUUUCGUCCCAAAAAGUGUUGUCUAGCUUAUCCGAAAUAUUCUGUCACACCAAGUGUACACAAAAAGUAGUCUUGUUGGCUGGCUGGCAAACACCGCUCCGGCCUUCCAGUUGCAGCAUUCAGCAGUAGGGUAGCCUCCACCGACCAUGGCGACCAGCGGCGAGUUCAAGCGCCUGGUGCUCAAGCAGUUCCCGGCCACGACCGAGGUGGAGACGGCCGAGAACACGUACUGGAAGAAGUUCCACGCGCCGCAGGAGCUGCAGCAGGUCGGACCCGUCACGCAUAUCGACGUGUCGCCCGUGGCGCCGCACCAAGUGGCCAUCACGUCCUCCACGCGCAUCCACCUCUACAGCACGACGACCAACGAGAUCGUCAAGACCUUCAGCCGCUUCCGCGACGUCGUGUACUCGGGCACCUUCCGGUCGGACGGCAAGCUGCUGGUGGCCGGCGGAGAGGCGCCCUACGUGCAGGUGCUGGACAUCAACACGCGUGCAAUUCUGCGGUCGUUCAAGGGCCACUCGGCCGCUAUCCGCAGCACGCGCUUCUCGGCCGACAACGUGCACGUGCUUUCGUGUUCCGAUGACAAGACGUCUCGCUACUGGGACCUGCCCACGGGCAAGCCGCUUGCCCUGCUGGGAGAGCACAGUGACUACGUGCGCUCGUCGGCGGCCAACCCGUCGUCGCACAAUGUGUGGGCUACGGGCUCGUACGACCACACUGUCAAGCUCUGGGACCUGCGCGCGUCCGACCAGACGGUGUCCAAGAGCACCAUGAGCCUGGACCACGGCGCCCCCGUGGAAUCGUGUAUGAUCAUGCCCGGUGGCAGUCUGCUGCUCUCGGCCGGCGGCAACUCGAUCAAGGUGUGGGACAUUCUCAGCGGCGGACGUCUGCUGCACUCGUUCUCGAGCCACCAGAAGACCAUCACAAGCCUCGGUCUCGAUGGCAGUGGCACGCGUCUCAUGUCGGGAUCGCUGGACGGCCACCUUAAGAUUUACGACUUGAAGACGUACGAGCUGGCGCACGGAUUCAAGUACAAGAGCGGCGUGCUGGCCUUCGGCAUGUCCCCGUCGAACUCGCACCUUUUCGCAGGCACUGUGGACGGCAUCCUUGCUGUUCGUCGGCGUACCGUCAAGAGGGCAGAGCAGACUGAUGCCAAGAACCGUCAGGCGAUCAUCCGUGGUGGCAGCUACAAGUACUUCCUGCGUGGCAAGAACGCACAGCCGGCUCCUGCGGACUACACCGUGGCCACCACACGUCACAAGCGUAUUCAGCCGUACGACCGCGCGCUGCGGAAGUUUGAUUACAAGAAGGCGCUGAACGAGGCUUUGGACACACGCUCGCCGGUUGUUGUCGCUAGUAUGCUGGAGGAGCUGCGUCUGCGUGUCGGACUCAAGCGUGCCCUGGGAGGACGUGAUGAGGAGACGCUUGAGCCGCUCCUGGCUUUCCUCAUCAAAUACGUGACGGACCCCAAGUAUGCCUCGCUCCUCAUCCACGUGUGCACCAUUGUGUGCGACCUGUACGCGCCCAAGCUGAGUCAGUCCAUGCUUAUCGACAGCUUGUUCGUGAAAUUGCGUGAGAAGCUGAACGAGGAGCUGCGUGUGCAGAAGCAGGUGCUGGGCGUGGUGGGCAUGAUGGACUCGGUCAUGGCCGCUCAGUCCAACGGCACCAUCGGUGUGGAUGCCAGCAGUUAGAUUAGAUGACAAAUACUAGUACGAUGCUGACGGCUCCCCGGUUUAUAGAUUUUCAUUUGUGUGCUCUUUGAUCGAUUGUCGAGCAGUACUUCUUGGUGUUCGUGCAAAAGCAUUGUUCAUAGGUGAGGAAGCUCCAAAAUGGUGGUAAAUUGUGCAAAAGGGCAGCACGUCUACGCAGUGCGCCACUCGAUUCGAAUUCUUCGCAUCAUGGUCCUUCGCUAUUUAGCUGGGUCCGCUCCUACGGUUGCCAACGUCCACCUCCUUUAACAACAAAUCUAUCUAGAGAGGGUGUGGAUGACCUUGAGCACGUCCUCGAACUCGAUGUUCUCCUGGACCUUCUUGGCCUGCAUCUGGUUGUCCUCGUUGGGGUUGACCUGGAUCAGGUUGGCCGAAACAGUCCAGUUCUCGGCUGCAGCGAACAAAGGGAAAGUAAAGCAAUGGGCAACACCGGAAUCAGUUAGGAUACAGCUUCAACAUCUCGGAAUCAGACGCUGCCACGAACCAGCGACGACGUCGGCCACCUCCUUGUCGGACACGUUGAGCUUGGCCUUGAAGACGUCCGGGGAGAUGGCGCUGUGGCUGCGGCUGAUGGCCGUCAGGAUGUACGCGCGCACAGACUCCAGGUAACCGGGCACCUUCUCGGCGAAGGCCACGCUCUCCUUCCAGAAGUCCUCGAACAGGCACGACUGCAGCAGGAAGCCCGCGUGCAGCACGGCCAUCACGUUGGCGUCCUAAAAUCCACGACAAUUGAAGCAUACAGAACGUUAAUACAACGCUAAAACCAAUAAUAUAUCCAUGCCCAUCAAGUCUGGCUGGGAACACGCGUCGCACCUCGCGGAUGUUCUCCGGGAUCAUCGUGGAGGCGCCCGUGAAAAAGGUGGAGGGAAGGGCCAUGACGCCCUUUACCAGCACCGUGGCCACGUUCUCGGCAUUGGCCGUGGCCGGGUACACCUGGUACAGCUUGAGCAGCGCCAGGUUGGCGUCAAUGUCCACGGUCUUGUUCUUGACCUGCUCGGCCAGGUACAUCUCCAGGACCUUCACGUUGGCCCGCUCGCAGAAGCCGCGGCCAUUGUGCACGGCCUGCAGCUGCUGCUGCGUGGCCGAGGCGCCCUCGGCCGACACGAAGUCCACGAUAGUCUGCUGCUGGAAGGCGGGCAUGAUU
Phytophthora sojae is the source of this 3689-nucleotide messenger RNA. RefSeq lists its product as hypothetical. The transcript has a single exon. Gene Ontology annotation, molecular function: protein binding. Gene Ontology annotation, biological process: positive regulation of transcription by RNA polymerase I; rRNA processing. NCBI's taxonomy places the organism in Eukaryota, Oomycota, Peronosporomycetes, Peronosporales, Peronosporaceae. Gene Ontology annotation, cellular component: nucleolus. The record is from RefSeq and is a predicted model, not a curated record. The coding region runs from base 983 to 2527 and encodes 514 amino acids.